AUGGACGCACUUCUUCAACCCCAUCGACCAAACCCUCAACCCAACCCGAGGCUAAUGAAAGACUUUGGUAGGCCCCAAGUAGGAGCUUCACCUUCUUGCAUAGUGCUUACUGAUGCAGCCAGGAACUAUGAGCUAAAGACGGUCCAUUACAACCAGCUGCCGUCUUUUCACGGUUCAGCAAGCGAAGAUGCCCUUACCUUUAUUAGGGAUUUCUACGGGAUAGUCCAACAAUUCCCGUUGAAUGACUUGACCGAGGAUGCACUAAGGAUGAGGUGUUUCCCAUACACCUUGAAAGAUGCAGCAAAAACAUGGUUCAUGACUCUUACACCUGGAUCCCUUCGGACAUGGCCGGAGGUGUAUAACAAGUUUAUUGGUAAGUUCUAUUCCCAUGCGAAAACUGCUGAAUUGAGAAGAAAAAUUGCGACCUUUUCGCAAGCUGAAGGCGAACCAUUCCAUGAGGCAUGGGAAAGGUUCAACAUGUUGCUCAUUCAAUGCCCCCACCAUGGCUACCCAUUGGAGCUUCAAAAUCAAACUUUCUAUGAUGGUUUGACUCAAACCAGCCAAUCAAUGGUUGACAAUGCGGCUGGAGGUGCCAUGGGAGAAAAAACUGCGGAGGAAACCUUAGCAUUGUAUGAAAUGCUAGGGGCAAACUCCCAACAAAAGAGCGUCAGGGGACAGACGCCAGGUAUGUAUGAAGUUAAUUCAAAUGCUGGGUUGGAAAUUCAAGUGUCUGAGUUAGCUAAACAAGUGAAAAGCAUGUAUUCUAUGAUGAGUAUGAAGCAAAACAAUGCAUCUAUGGUGGACGAAGAUGUUCACAAUUUUGAACAGGCCAAUGCUAUGAAUAGUUUCAAUCAAAGGCCUAGAAAUGACCCGUAUUCUAAUUCUUAUAAUCCGGGUUGGAAAAACCAUCCCAAUUUUUCUUGGAAUAAUAACCAGAAUAAUUUUCAACCUAUUGCUCCACCUCAACCGAAAAAACCAUCUUGGGAGGAUUCUUUGGAUAUUUUCAUACAGAAUUGUAAUAGACAGUAA
Molecule: messenger RNA, 1029 nt
Organism: Ipomoea triloba (trilobed morning glory)
Lineage: Eukaryota; Viridiplantae; Streptophyta; Magnoliopsida; Solanales; Convolvulaceae
Exons: 1
Coding region: 1-1029 (342 amino acids)
Source: RefSeq, a predicted model, not a curated record